AGCUCGGCGGCGCCCCUCCCGCAGUCAUGGAGAAAACUUCUACAGAUACACUUCCUCUUACUAUGAUUUCUUCAGAAGAGCAAGAGACUGUAUGCAUUUUCGGAACUGGAGAUUUUGGACGAUCACUGGGACUUAAAAUGAUCCAGUGUGGUUAUUCGAUUGUUUUUGGAAGUCGAAACCCCAGGAUGUCCAGUCUGCUGCCCAGUGGUGCGGAGGUCUUGGGCUAUGGGGAAGCAGCCCAGAAGUCCGACAUCAUAAUCAUGGCAAUCCACAGAGAACAUUAUGAGCUUCUCCCAGCACUAACUGAGGUUCUCCGGGGCAAAAUAUUGAUCGAUGUCAGCAACAACCUCAAAAUGCAUCAGUACCCGGAAUCGAAUGCAGAGUACCUUGCUCAGCUGGUGCCGGGAGCGCACGUAGUGAAAGCGUUUAACACCAUCUCCGCCUGGGCUCUGCAGUCAGGAGCCCUGGACGCAAGUCGGCAGGUGUUCGUCUGUGGGAAUGACAGCAAAGCCAAGCAGAGAGUGAUGGACAUCGUCCGCACCCUUGGACUGACUCCGUUGGAUCAAGGCUCUCUCACGGCAGCCAGUGAAAUCGAAAACUACCCCCUGCAACUGUUUCCAAUGUGGAAGCUCCCCUUCUACUUGUCCGCUUUCCUGUGCGGCUUCUUCUUUGUCUACUGUGUUAUCCGAGAUGUCAUCUACCCUUACGUCUAUGAAAAGAAGGACAGCACGUUUCGCAUGGCCGUCUCCAUCCCCAAUCGGGUCUUUCCCAUAGCGGCCCUGAUGCUGCUCUCCCUGGUCUACCUCCCCGGCGUCAUCGCUGCUGUCCUGCAGCUCUACCGAGGCACCAAAUACCGCCGCUUCCCAGGCUGGCUGGACCGCUGGAUGCUCUGCAGAAAGCAGCUGGGCCUGCUGGCGCUGGGAUUUGCCUUCCUGCAUGUCAUCUACACGCUCCUGAUUCCUAUUCGUUACUAUGUACGAUGGAGGCUGGAAAACCGAACCAUUAGCCAGGCAAUAUCCAAGAAAGAAAAUCCAUUUAGUACCACUUCUGCCUGGCUUAGUGAUUCAUAUCUGUCUUUGGGAAUCCUUGGAUUUUUCUUCUUUGUCCUCUUGGGGAUCACUUCCUUGCCAUCAGUUAGCAACACGGUCAACUGGAGAGAGUUCCGAUUUGUCCAGUCCAAACUGGGUUAUUUGACCCUGAUCUUGUGCACGGCUCACACCCUGAUAUAUGGUGGAAAGAAAUUCUUGAAUCCUUCGACUCUCCGAUGGUACCUUCCUUCAGCUUACGUGCUGGCACUCAUCAUUCCCUGCACAGUGCUGGUGGCCAAGUUCAUCCUCAUCUUGCCAUGUGUAGACAAGACCCUCACACGGAUCCGCCAGGGCUGGGAAAGGAACUCGAAAUCCUCGAAAUCAGCACUGAAUGGAAAGACAGAUAUUUAAGGCAGUGUU
Molecule: messenger RNA, 1448 nt
Organism: Miniopterus natalensis
Lineage: Eukaryota; Metazoa; Chordata; Mammalia; Chiroptera; Miniopteridae
Gene: STEAP4
Product: STEAP4 metalloreductase
Biological process (GO): copper ion import
Cellular component (GO): plasma membrane; endosome
Molecular function (GO): ferric-chelate reductase (NADPH) activity; cupric reductase (NADH) activity
Source: RefSeq, a predicted model, not a curated record